AAGAUAGAUUUUCGGUUAAGGACACAAACAAAGCUAACAGUGAGAGGAGAAAUGGGAAAUGAAAUCGCUCCUUCCCUGUAGCUUGGGGAGGGAGAAGAAGAUUAGAGGAAAUCAUCAUCAUCUUCUCUGCAACUAUUAACCUCAGAAACAUGAGGAGAGAGAGAGGAACCCUAGCUGCAUCUUCUUCUUCUUCGAGCAGUUUCGUCCAUCCACCGCCUGAAGACGCCUGGCUUGACGCCUAUCUAAAAUUGCUGCCGCAAUGGCAAUCUCUUGCUCUCUCCCAACAGUUAGCGAUCCCCAUAUCAAUAUCUAGAGUAAACCAGAUAGAUGCACAAAGACUAGACAUUGAAAUAUCAGCUAUGUUGAAGGAGCAAUUAGUUAAGGUCUUCUCAUUGAUGAAGCCAGGAUUUUUGUUUCAAUUUGAGCCGGAGCUAGAUGCUUUCCUUGAAUUUCUUAUUUGGAGAUUCUCUAUUUGGGUUGAUAAGCCUACACCAGGAAAUUCUCUCAUGAAUUUGAGAUAUAGAGAUGAACGGGCAAUUGAACCUCGUGGAAAAUUUAGAACAGGCUUGGAAGGACCAGGACUCACAGUUUUUCAGAAGCUGUGGUAUUGUGUUGCUACUGUUGGUGGUCAAUACUUCUGGACACGUUUACAAUCAUUUUCUGCCUUCCGCAUAUGGGGAGAUUCUGAACAGAGGUCAUUGGCUCGUGGCACAUGGGUUUUUAUACAACGAAUAGAAGGAUUUUACAGAGCUGCAACCUUUGCCAAUUUGCUCAUAUUUCUGUGCACAGGAAGGUAUAGGAACCUUAUAGAAAGACUUCUGCAGGCCAGAUUAGUCUAUGGUAGUCCCAACAUGAAUCGAGCUGUUAGCUUUGAGUAUAUGAACAGACAGUUAGUGUGGAAUGAAUUCUCGGAAAUGCUUUUGUUGCUUCUUCCACUUCUUAAUUCAUCAUCUAUAAAAAACAUUCUCUAUCCAUUCUCAAAGGAUAAAUCAUCAAAUUCUGCUGCAGAUGAUACCAUAUGUCCCAUAUGCCAAUCAAAUCCCACUAUACCAUAUCUAGCCCUUCCUUGUCAACACAGAUACUGUUAUUAUUGCCUUCGGACUCGAUGCUCGGCAUCUCAAUCAUUCAGAUGUUCAAGAUGCAACGAACCCGUGGCUGCAAUGCAAAGGCAUAGCGCUGUGAUUGAUGAUUCGAAUAGGUAAAUAUUUGGGAUUUGGAGUAAAAUUUAUAUGGAGAUUUUGUUAUAUUGGCAGAACUCCUAAGAUAUUUCUUUGAGGGUGUUUGGGAUUCCUUCAAAAAAGCACUAUUGAUUCCUUUUCUGAAAAAAGCUGGUUUCAUUCUUUUGUCAA
Impatiens glandulifera is the source of this 1349-nucleotide messenger RNA. Its product is annotated as peroxisome biogenesis protein 2-like. Gene Ontology annotation, biological process: protein import into peroxisome matrix. Gene Ontology annotation, cellular component: peroxisomal membrane. Bases 150 to 1202 code for a protein of 350 amino acids. Lineage: Eukaryota; Viridiplantae; Streptophyta; Magnoliopsida; Ericales; Balsaminaceae. The transcript has 8 exons. The record is from RefSeq and is a predicted model, not a curated record. Gene Ontology annotation, molecular function: zinc ion binding.